Messenger RNA from Drosophila persimilis, 1916 nucleotides. RefSeq lists its product as uncharacterized. The record is from RefSeq and is a predicted model, not a curated record. NCBI's taxonomy places the organism in Eukaryota, Metazoa, Arthropoda, Insecta, Diptera, Drosophilidae. Bases 231 to 1697 code for a protein of 488 amino acids. The transcript has 2 exons.
CUCCGAUCGAACUCCCAUGUGUAGGUCAGGGGAAGUGCACCCAAUUACAAUAUUUCUAAUCCAAUCACUGGGUUUCUACAUUUCUACAUUCGCCUACAUUUCUACCAUCGCAGUGGAGUGACUCGUCCCAAACAUCGGCAGGCUGUUCUCAUUUAUCAGAGUCUCAAAUAUUUAAUCCAACCAAAGAAACUUCCGAAAGGGCUAGGACACAAGCAGGACCUCCAAGCAAAAUGUCGUUACGUACAUGUGCAUGUGGUUGUAGUUGUGGAUGCGGAUGCGUUCGUAAGCCCAAAUCCGAUGAGCCGCCAAAGGCGCAGACUUCGUCCCAUAGUAUAUCCUCCAAAAAAGAGGGCGAGCCGGCGGAUAACUCAAAGGCACAUGAUGAAGCGAAGUCUCACAAAACAAAGCCAAAGGAGGAGCAUGGCUCGAACCAUCAUCACUUUCACAUUCCAUUUUUGCACUCAGACUCACAUUCAAAGAUCGCAUCCGAUGAGGAAAAGGAGGGAGAAAUGGUCGGACGACAGCUGACUCCCUACGAGUGCCAGCUGGAGGACGAUGUCCAGCAGUUGCAGGAGGCCCUCUUCACCCUGACGUCGCACUAUGCCAAGGUGCAGUUCCGCUUGCGCCAAAUAGCCGCCGCCUCGGACUGCGAGAGGAUCACUCUCCUCAAGGAGCUGGAGCGCAUGACAUGCGAGCCACUGGACGGAUCUGGUCGCGACCAGGAGGACAAGCUGCACACGCUCCAGUCGGACGCCACGACCCUGGGCAGUGUGCGCCUCAAGCAGCACAAGAUCAUCACGCAGCUGCGGGGACGACUCCAGAACCUUGCCGAUGCGGCCGCCGACUACUUCGUGAUGGACAGAGAUGGUCAGAAACGUGACUCCAAGGGAGACGGUGCGGAAUCACACGAUUUCGACGAACAGGGAUAUGAAGGACUACAGGGAAAAUCGUCAAAAGCGACGUUUCUCUCAGAGGCAUGGUCAGACACCAUCUACGAGGACACCGAGAAUGAUGUCAACAACUCUUCGCGUUCCAAGUCCAAUUCAAAGAACCGCAAGGGGAAAGGCAAGAAGAAAGACAAAAGGACAGACAAGAAGUCAGACAAGAAGACAGACAAGAAGACAGACAAGAAGGAGAAGAACACGGCGACAAAUGGCGGGGCCGGUGACAGACAUUCUAGGCGCGACUGUAGCAAAGAUUGCCCAGCGUACCGAGCGCGCAGAAACAGUGGAUCAGUCAGCGGAAGUGUACCCAAUACAUCCAGUAAGAUCCUCGGCAAGAUGUCCAGCAAGGAUCUGUCGCCAAGUCGCGGUAGACUUUACGCCGUUUUGCGUGAAACACAGUCCCUGCCGCACUACCAACGGCGCACGGGUGAAGAGACAGCCCUGAAGAAGGUACGAUCAACCGCCAAGAACCAUUUAGAAGCGGUCCAGAAAGGGAGCCGCUGCAAGCCGGACAUCCGCAUAAAUCGAAAGCCAAAGGCGAAUGCCUCUCCGUCUGAGAAUCUGGCCAAGGGCUGGCCGCUCAGUUGGAAGUACCUGAGACUGGACGAACCCCCAUGUAGCGGUAGCUCGGCGAAUAUUCAGGGUUCUAGCAUGCAGAGCCUUAACAAGCUGCGUCCAGGGAAGCAAGGGGGCGCCGAUAUGUGGAGCGAUGUCAGGGAGGAAACAAGGAAACAUCCGCACAAGAAAUGCUGAAUCAGAAAUAUCAGACCACAGAUUGAAAUUAUAAUAAUAGUUUGGCCUUGAGAACUUUAACACCGUAGGGCUAAAAGGAAGUCACUCUAAAAGUGCUUUGGGCCAAAUUAAGAUUAUAAUUUUGCCAAUCCUUCUGGGUUUAACAGAGAAUAUAUAUUUUUUAACGAAUGUAAAGCAAAUAAACAGUGAGUGAUGUUGCGUUCUUCACUUUCAAAUCCA